Molecule: messenger RNA, 1580 nt
Organism: Schistosoma haematobium
Lineage: Eukaryota; Metazoa; Platyhelminthes; Trematoda; Strigeidida; Schistosomatidae
Product: IQ calmodulin-binding motif
Exons: 4
Coding region: 157-1368 (403 amino acids)
Biological process (GO): cilium assembly
Cellular component (GO): cilium
Molecular function (GO): calmodulin binding
Source: RefSeq, a predicted model, not a curated record
ACAUAAAAGCUGCGAAGUUUCAAAAUUCUACAAUUUUCACUAUUUCACCAUUUGGUAAAAUGUUUUUCAAGAGUAUCUCUUAUUGUAUUAUUAAUUAAAAUACCAGAAUUAUCCAAAACUAUUGCAAAACGUUAUCAUGGUAUACAAUUGUUAAUAAUGAAAUGGUUGAAUCAAUUUACUAAUAAAUCAAAUGGAUUGGUUAGUAAAAAUAUCAGCAUGGAAACUACACAAACAAUACUGGAUAAGAAUGCAGCUUGUAGACAACCGUUAAAACAACAAAUUAAUCUAAUCAAUGAAUCGCAAAUUCCUACAACGAAAGAAGAAAAGCCAGAAAUGAUAAUCAAUAGAAAGAAAACACUUGAAAAUAAGAAUAUGAAUGUAAAACAAGCAGCGAUUAUUAUCCAGUCAAAUUGGAGAGGUUACUCUGAUAGAAUGAAAAUAAAACGUAUGAAUGAAAGCAUUGGAAUUUUACAGCGACAUUUUAGAGAACGUCAAUUGAAAAAAUUAGAAAAUGAGCAACAAAUUCAACUUGAAAAAGAAUCUCAGAUUAUGAUCACAAAAAAUCGUCAUAAACGUUAUUGUGAGAAGUUAGAAACAGAAAUUAAAUUAUGGUCAAGUUUACCUGGUUGUUUAGUUGAAAAUGAAUGGAAUAAAGAACGUGAAUUAGCUGCUAUAUCUAUUCAACGAUAUUAUCGUGGUUACUAUGUACGAAAAUAUUUGAAAAAUCAACGAGAUUAUUUAAAACGUGAUAAAGCUGCUAGAAUAAUUCAAUUGAAUUUUCGUAAAUAUUUAUCACGUAUAGAAUGUGCAUCGUCUGGAAAAGGUGUAUCUAACAUAGAUUCAAUAGAGAAUAACUUAAUUAAUAAUAAAAAGUUGGAAAUCACUAUGAAGAAAGUUCUCAAAAGUCAAACUAGACAAGUGACAUUAACAAGAAUGAAGAUCGACGCCGAUUUACUGUUGAAUGAGUUCACUGACGAAGAAAAAGGAGAAAAAGAUAAACAAUUAAAAAAUAGAAUAAAACUCAAGAAAACAACAGCACUAAAUGAAAUAGUUGAUAAACAUAUUGAAAAUUCUGAUAUAACUAAUGCAUUUAGUCAAUUCACUUGUCGAGUUCAACCACUGACACGUUUAGCUCGAAUGGAACAUCAUGAUAAAAUGAUAAGAAUGAAUUUAAACAAAUCAUGGUGGAAUAUAUUCAUGGAUGAAUGGAGACAGAAACAAGAUGAGUAUAUACUAUCGUAUAAUAAAAAUUGCUCAAAUUUGAUAGAUACCAACGUUACUAAUUUAAAUGUUGAUAAUGAUGAUUUAUCAUGGUUACCUGAUCGAUUUAUUGAAGAAUUGGAGAGUCGGGAUAUUUUUCAGUGGUGAAAUAUGCCUUUUUCUUUGAAUUAUAUCUUUUACUUAGGGUAAUGCAUACGAAAGUAAAUUAGAUUGAUCAGAAUUGAUUUUAUUGCUAAGAAAAAUCAUAUGAAUUUCAGGAACUGAAUUCAAUAUGUUGUACUUUAAAUUUUUGUACACCACCCCGGUGAUAACAGAACCUGUUACCUGAUGUUACAUUCCAACAGUGGAUUAAAAUGUUU